Messenger RNA from Carassius carassius (crucian carp), 1043 nucleotides. RefSeq names its product zinc finger and SCAN domain-containing protein 12. The record is from RefSeq and is a predicted model, not a curated record. Lineage: Eukaryota; Metazoa; Chordata; Actinopteri; Cypriniformes; Cyprinidae. The transcript is spliced from 2 exons. The coding region runs from base 23 to 916 and encodes 297 amino acids.
GCAGAGUGUGUUAAUAACAGAGAUGAGCUCGUUACAGGCGCAGAUCUCCGCGAUCAUGGACGUGCUGGCGAAGGCGGCGGUGGCGGAGAUCAGUCAGCUGCUGGAGGAAGACGCUGCUGCUCUUCAUCAGGAGAUCCGGAGGAGGAACGAGGAGAUCCGGGGACUGAAGAACCGACUGCUGCUCACCGAGGCUCAGCUCCAGCGAGCCACGGACAGAUGCUCCAUCGGUGUACAGGUGCAGCUCACGGACACGAGAGUAUCGGCUCAUUCGGUCGAUCUCAGUCAGGAGAAGGUGUUUCCCUCGGAGGAGAAGCCUCAUUAUUCCCACACGCUGGCGCUGAAGCGAGAAGAUCCCGUCACGUGCUCCGCAGAGCCGGAGGAAGAGGAGCUCAGCGGCCUGGAGUUUGAGAUGAAGAUCGAGCAGGUGGAGGAGAGCCAACACCACCGUGACGAUGGAAACGCUCAUCCGUGGAGUUCAAAAGCGCUUGACGAUCCGGAGAUCCGUCUGAUUGAGUCGGAGCAGCAAUCCCAGACUUUUCCAGAUCCGUACGUGAUGACAGAGGAUCCCACGGUCGCUCAGUCUUCCUCCGGUCUGUUCUCGCUCUCUCACGAGAACGAGAGCUUCGGCGCUUCUGGAGACAUCGAGUACGGACUGAAUCCUCAGUCGAGCUUGUGUCUGGCUAAAACACUCUCGCAGCAUCCGUACCAGGAAAGCCAUCCGCAUCCCAAACCGUUCCGCUGCGAGGAGUGCGGCACGGGCUUCACGCAACGGACGCGUCUGAUCACACACAGACGAAUUCACACGGGCGAGAAACCCUUCCGCUGUCAGCUGUGCGGGAAAACCUUUUCCAGACAGGACAACUGUCUCCGACACAUGCGUCUGCACAGCGAACAGAGACGAAGAGAGCCGCUCUGAACGCUCUUCUCAUGUCUCAAAGUGAGAUUUCUUCAUGUUGUAACUGACCUGUAAAUGUAUUUUGCAUUUAUGCAUUAUGGCCUGUAUGAUACAUUCCUUAAUAAAGCAAGAAACAGUGAAUUUCUAA